AUGUCCGGAAUGGCAGUACGUCCUCCCCACCCCGAAAACACACACCCAUUGACAAAUACCAAAACCAAUACCAACACCAGGGCGACAAUCGCUCUUCCUACGAGGGUAACAGUCCCCACCCUACCCGAAGAAGCCACCGACCCCAUCACACCCACCCUGCACAACCCAUCCCAGUCCUACGCCGACCACACCCAGGAAUCGGCCAGCAGUGUCGCGGAGAAAAUCGCCGAGGCGAUGCAGCCGGGCGAUAACAAGAGCACGACGAGGCUGUUGUCGGAUACGCCGACGGGGAUGCGGGCUGGGGAGUGGGAGGCUUCUGUUGGAGGGGGAGAUAGACGGCGGGAUCGGGAGAAGGAGGAAGAGGGGAAGGGGGUGUUGCAGGCUGCGCAGGAGGCUGUUGCGAAGGCGCUGGGGGGUGGGUCGCGGGUUGAGAUGGUCGGGUUUGAUUACGGCUGUCUGGGUGAUGCGGAUAUGGGAGUUUGA
This is a messenger RNA of Aspergillus viridinutans, 483 nucleotides long. RefSeq lists its product as uncharacterized. The transcript has 4 exons. Lineage: Eukaryota; Fungi; Ascomycota; Eurotiomycetes; Eurotiales; Aspergillaceae. The coding region runs from base 1 to 483 and encodes 160 amino acids. The record is from RefSeq and is a predicted model, not a curated record.